This is a messenger RNA of Rhipicephalus microplus (southern cattle tick), 1011 nucleotides long. RefSeq lists its product as uncharacterized. The record is from RefSeq and is a predicted model, not a curated record. Lineage: Eukaryota; Metazoa; Arthropoda; Arachnida; Ixodida; Ixodidae.
AUGGAGGCAGAUAAGCUGACGGCGAUCGGAAAGGAAUUGGGGUUAAGUGGCUCAGCACUAAAAGAUUGGAUGGACCAAGAACGCGCACGCGAAAAAGAGGCACGUGACGCUCGUCUGGCUGAACGAAAUGCCGCGAAAGAAGCCGAGGCAGAGGCAGUCGCUAGAUUACAAGCAGAGAAGGAAGUUCUUGAGCUCAAGUUAAAGUUGCAUCAGUUAGGUGUGACAGCAGGUAGCACAACUACUGGGCAGCUUACCGAGGGUGCGCCCGUAGGCACCACGCAGAGCUACCAAAGUCCACAUAAACUCAUCCCAGCCUUUAAAGAGGAACGCGAUGAGCUAGACGCAUAUAUACAGCGAUUUAAGCGCGUCGCUGCUAGUCAAGACUGGCCGCAAGACAAAUGGGCCCUAUCACUAAGCCUUUGCUUGACCGGAGAGGCCUUGAGUGUAGUUGGUAGGAUGGCACCAGAACAUGCCACGAACUACGUAACGUUGAAGAAAACGCUACUACAACGCUUUAGGUUCACAGAAGAAGGCUAUCGGACAAAAUUUCGAUCAGCAAAACCAGAUAAUUCUGAAAUGGGCACGCAGUUUGCCGGGCGUCUAUUAGGUUAUUUUGACCAUUGGCAAGAAAUGGCCAAGACAGACCGGACCUACGAUGCUCUGCGGGACAAAAUUGUCUCAGAGCAGUCUCUCGCACAAUGCCAUGAGGAACUCGCUAGUGACCACAAACCGCUUGUGUACAUCAAGUCGGCCAAGCAUGUGAACAACCGCGUGUUACGGUGGAGCCUCAUUCUUAUGGGCGACGCCCGAGCCCGGCUGAGCCCUAAUGCCGACGAGGCUUACGCUCGGGCUCCCGCCAUGGCAGCGUCCAUGAAGACAGGCUUCGACCCCAUCACGAUGCAGUGGAUUGACAUCGUGGUGGCAGAAACACGAGCAGACCCCAUACCAGGUGAAGACGAAUAUUUUCAGAUCAUGGUUCGCCAACUGCAAGAGAAGCUUGCUAAAAUGUAG